AUGGACGGAGAGGAGAACAGAGGGGCAGCCAUGGCAGGACGUCUGUCUGCCCUCCAGGAGCAGCUGAUAUGGGCUUUGUUAGGCUCAGGACUGUCCCGGGAGGUCCUAGUUCAGGCUCUGGGGGAGUUGGAGCGCGAGAGGGCCUCGGCCAGGGGAGAGAGCGGGGACAAGGGGGGUGGCGAGAGUUCGGAAGAGGGAGAGGAGGAUUUUCCACCUCCCAUUUUCAGGGAGCUGGACAGACUUCCCCCUGAAGAAGCGGCAAGGCAGAGAGCUGAAGUGGACAGACUGCUGCAGGAGGAUCCAUGGCAUGUAGCCAAAAUGGUGAAAAGCUAUAUGCAGCAGCAUAACCUGCCUCAGAGAGAGGUGGUGGAGUCCACAGGCCUCAACCAGUCCCACCUCUCUCAACACCUCAACAAAGGCACCCCCAUGAAAAACCAGAAGAGGGCAGCACUGUACAGCUGGUACGUCAGGAAGCGGGGAGAAAUCAGCCAGCAAUUCACCAAUGCCAGCCGGGGAAUUCUAAUGGGGGAGGAGCCAGGGGAGGAAAUGAGGAAAGGCCGGAGGAACAGGUUUAAAUGGGGUCCCGCCUCCCAGCAGAUCCUCUUCCAGGCAUAUGAGCGACAGAAAAACCCCAGCAAGGAGGAGAGAGAGGGGCUGGUGGAUGAAUGCAACAGGGCAGAGUGCCUUCAGCGGGGGGUGUCCCCCUCCCAGUUGGCAGGAUUGGGCUCUAACCUGGUGACAGAGGUGCGAGUGUACAACUGGUUUGCCAACCGGCGCAAAGAGGAGGCUUUCCGCCACAAGCUGGCUCUUGACACGCCAUAUAACAGCCAAACAGGAAGCUCCUCCAGCCAUGCCUUACCCACAAGCCCCUCUCAUGGCAUGAAAUAUACCCAGCAAAUGACCAAUGAGAGCCUGGGAUCGGGCCAUCAUGUGGACCGGAGUGUGGGUGGGCGUCUAGUAGUCAGCCCUGUCCAGCUGGAGCCGAGCCACACCCUUCUGGAGACACAUCACAAAUCAGUGUCAGGAGGUGGCUCCCUCCCCCCUGUCAGCACACUGACAGCCCUACAUGGCCUGUCUGCCUCGCCAGCACCUCCCCAGGGCCUCAUCAUGGCCUCCCUGCCAAGUGUCAUGAGCCUCGGGGAGUCUUCGCUUUUCAUUGGUCUGACCUCUACUCAGCCCCAGACUGUUCCGGUCAUUAAUAACGUUGGAGGCGGUUUCACCACCCUCCAGCCAAUCUCCUUUCAGCAACAGCUCCACACCUCACACCAACAGCCAAUCACGCAGCAGUUUCCAAAUCACAUGGGACCCAGCUCCUUCAUGGCAACAAUGGCACAACUUCCAUGCCACAUGUACAGCAAAUCGGAGCUGACCCCCUACACCCCCUCCAGUCUCCUGUCCCAGGCCAUGGUCAUCACAGAUAGCAGUAGUCUCGGAACACUCACUAGCCUCACUGCAGUCCGACAGAUUCUAUCCACAGACCCUGACGACCAGACAGACCCCCCAAUUCAAGAGCCCUCUCUUCACUUACAUGCCAGCUCACCUGUGCCAGUUUCUUCUGGGAGUUUGGAACUUUACCCUCCAUCGCAGUCCAGCGAGCCCCACCCAUCACAUCUCCUUGCUUCUCCGUCAGCAGACAUUGACCCCUACCUCCCUGCACAGAUGGUGUCAACUGCACAAUAGCCACAGUAGAUUGUGGAUCUACCAUUUCACAGAACGAGGGGCAGGCCAUAAAGUGUCUAUGGCCCACUUACUGGGGAAAGUGGCUGAGUGGUAUGGGACGGCAGUAGUAGAGAGAUGCUUUGCAGAUAAAGACCCCAUUUACCAAUAACUACUACCUCGGUCUCAGUCAGCCAUCACCUACAUAGAGCCAAAUGCAUUGUGCAACAUACAAAGCCAGGAUAAAGUCACUGCCAGGAAUCUUAUCAGCAGCAGCAGUCAGACUUCUGAUUACUGUCCGAGUCUAUAUCACUGUCACACACUGUUCCACGGUCAGUACAUGUGAAAAUAAUCACUGU
This is a messenger RNA of Conger conger (European conger), 2015 nucleotides long. RefSeq names its product HNF1 homeobox a (gene hnf1a). Bases 1 to 1680 code for a protein of 559 amino acids. Gene Ontology annotation, biological process: insulin secretion; positive regulation of DNA-templated transcription; liver development. Gene Ontology annotation, molecular function: RNA polymerase II cis-regulatory region sequence-specific DNA binding; DNA-binding transcription factor activity, RNA polymerase II-specific. Gene Ontology annotation, cellular component: nucleus. The transcript has 10 exons. NCBI's taxonomy places the organism in Eukaryota, Metazoa, Chordata, Actinopteri, Anguilliformes, Congridae. The record is from RefSeq and is a predicted model, not a curated record.